This is a messenger RNA of Gloeophyllum trabeum ATCC 11539, 1412 nucleotides long. RefSeq names its product Aldo/keto reductase. NCBI's taxonomy places the organism in Eukaryota, Fungi, Basidiomycota, Agaricomycetes, Gloeophyllales, Gloeophyllaceae. Bases 22 to 1110 code for a protein of 362 amino acids. The transcript has 17 exons. The record is from RefSeq and is a predicted model, not a curated record.
CCUCGACCAAUAGGGCCCGCUAUGGCAGAUAACACUAAACAGAGGACGAUGCCGUACGUCCGCCUCGGACAAUCUGGUUUGAAGGUGUCGAAGGUGAUCCUGGGUAUGAUGUCGUAUGGCAGCAAAGGAUGGGACUCCUGGGUUAUCGACGACGAACAAGAAGUUUUCAACCACGUCAAGAUGGCAUACGAUGCUGGUAUCAAUGCCUUCGAUACUGCCAAUAUGUACUCCAAUGGAUUGUCGGAGGUACUGUUGGGGAAAGCUAUCAAGCAGCUACAACUACCUCGAGACGAAAUUGUGGUGAUGACCAAGGUUUGGGGUGUUGUGGGCAAGACUUAUGAUACUCAUGCUUUAGCAAAUCGCUUCACGCCGGAUGAGAACGGCUACGUAAACCAGCAUGGACUUAGCCGGAAGCACAUCUUCGACUCCGUUAAGCACAGCUUGGAAAGGCUGCAGCUGGACUAUAUAGACCUCCUGCAAUGCCAUCGCUUUGAUGACGAAACGCCGGUGCAAGAGACCAUGCAAGCCCUUCACGAUGUCGUCAAAGCUGGAUACGUUCGCUAUAUUGGCAUGAGCUCUUGUGAUGCGUGGCAAUUCCAUGUUAUGCAGAACUACGCUAUCAGUCACAAUCUUACGCCAUUCAUUUCGAUGCAAAAUCAUUACAACCUCUUGUAUCGAGAAGAAGAGCGGGAGAUGUUCCCAACUCUGAAGCACUUUGGAGUUGGCUCUAUCCCAUGGUCGCCCUUGGCGAGGGGUCUGCUCACCAGACCUCUGAACGCCAAGACUUCUCGCGGUUCCGUUGACUUGUUGAUCGAUGCGUACAUGGGAGGGGACGGUACACCUGAAGUCAUCAAGCGAGUCGAGGAGAUCGCAAAGAAGAAGGGUGCUAGCAUGGCCCAGAUUUCUGCCGCAUGGGUCAUGCACAAGGAUUGCGUGGCUGCGCCUAUCGUCGGAACCACCAGCCUGAAGAACCUGGAGGAUAUCCUCGGCGCUGUCAAGCUCACCUUCACCAACGAGGAACUGGCGUAUCUCGAAGAGCCCUACAAACCUCGAGGAGUCAUGGGUCACGGAGCAAGCCUGCGUGCGUCUAUCAAAAAAUAUGUCAUGUAAGGUAUAGCGUAGUCGCACUGACCAGCGCGUAUCAUCAAACACGAGCUAUUUCGGCCUUCAUCUUUGUCCCUGUAAAAUCACAGGUGGGGACCCUUGUGCUCUCGACAUCGGAUACAUUUUCAGCGAAGGUAUGACCUCGGUCAUAAAUGGCUUGAGGGAGGAGCGGCAAAGGAGGCAUCACCUUACGCUCCAUUAGCAACUUGAGAGCACUGCACACCCACUGCCUCGAAGUGGAAUCAUCUGCAUCCUCAGGAAUUUGGACUUCCUUCAAGAGUCCCGCCAGUCCCAUCCCCGUAAUAUCG